Messenger RNA from Thlaspi arvense, 1702 nucleotides. Lineage: Eukaryota; Viridiplantae; Streptophyta; Magnoliopsida; Brassicales; Brassicaceae. The record is from the annotation of a GenBank genome assembly.
AAACAAGAGACUCUAGAUGCCACAGAGGAUGUAAUAGGACGGCUUUGGAACCUAACCUUCUGCAGUUUUGGGAAACUUCCGCUUUCGAAAAUGUCAAAGUUGAAUUUACUGAAGAUGGUCACAGGUCUAGGCGAAAGUCGUCACCUUUUUAAGCCCAUCUUCUCCAUUCAUCUCUCUCCCGCUUCUACACAAGUUCUUAAGCUCUUUUGUGAUCUCAUCUUCCCACGAUUGAAAGCUGGUUACUUUCUAGUGUGUACAUUGCCAUCAAAUUUGAUUGCGUGAUGCUACUUUAGGAGUUUAAACAGAAGCUGAAUCAUAACGAGACGCCUCUUAAUGGAAAUUUCAAGUGUUAAGAGGAUGCUGAGUAAGGUUGUUCAGUUGGAGGAAGGUAAAGAAACUGUAGCUACUGGUUUCAGGACAGGGCUAAAUAAGGCGUUUCCAUUCAAAUUGCUACUUCUGCUUGGGUUUUUUCUAGCUUUCUCUGCUGCCUUCAUCAUCGUUAGUGUCUCCACCAUCAAGUACUAUGGAAUCAACAGUGUAAUGACCUCAGUCACUUCUAGCUUUGUGCCUUGCCGCGAGAGAACAAAUGUUCUUGAUAAAUGGAUAAAGCCUCCUCUACCUCUGAUGCAUAACAUGAGCGACGAAGAACUUCUUUGGAGGGCGUCUUUCGUGCCUCAGAGAAAAGACUAUCCCUUUAAUAGGGUCCCCAAGAUCGCGUUUAUGUUCUUGACAAUGGGUCCCUUGCCGCUUUCACCGCUUUGGGAGAUGCUUCUCAAGGGCCAUGAGAAGCACUACUCUGUUUACAUCCAUUCACAAGUUUUUCCUUCAGCCGAGUUUCCACCUUCCUCUGUUUUCUACCGGAGGCAGAUACCAAGUCAGAUUGCAGAAUGGGGAAGAAUGACAAUGUGUGAUGCAGAGAGGCGGCUUCUUGCAAAUGCUCUGCUUGAUAUCUCAAACGAGUGGUUUGUUCUUCUCUCAGAGUCAUGCAUUCCCCUCUACAACUUCACAACUAUCUACGGUUACAUAGCCAAUUCAAAGCACAGCUUCAUGGGUUCGUUUGAUGAUCCGAGUCCCUAUGGGAGAGGCCGCUACGAUGGCAACAUGUCCCCUGAAGUUUCCAUAGACCAAUGGAGAAAAGGGUCUCAAUGGUUUGAAGUUAACCGGGAGCUUGCGGUUUCCAUUGUCAAAGAUACAUUGUAUUACCCUAAAUUCAAAGAGUUCUGUACUCCCGCCUGUUACGUGGACGAGCACUAUUUCCCAACAAUGCUUUCUAUUGAGAGACCAGCGGAAUUGGCUAACCGGAGCGUGACUUGGGUCGACUGGUCGAGAGGUGGUCCACACCCGGCUACAUUUGGACAAGCAGACAUCAAUGAGGAGUUCUUUGCGAGGAUCUUGAAAGGUGACAACUGCACUUACAAUGGAGAUUACACAUCCUUGUGUUAUCUCUUUGCUAGGAAGUUUUCUCCGAGUGCUUUGGAGCCUUUGAUUCAGAUUGCUCCCAAGAUUCUGAGUUUUUGAGUAGGUGAUGACACUUGACAAAAGUCAUGAAAUUAACAUCUAUAUAAAAUGUAUGUGGAAUUAAGCUGAGACUGAAGGUAUGUAUCUUUUUUUUUUCUUUAUGACAAUCUAAUUUUAUACCAAAGCUGACACUAAUUUCCACUUGUAAUUUCACCAAAGUAAUAAACAAUACACUAUCAGUUUG